Cercopithifilaria johnstoni is the source of this 612-nucleotide messenger RNA. The record is from the annotation of a GenBank genome assembly. NCBI's taxonomy places the organism in Eukaryota, Metazoa, Nematoda, Chromadorea, Rhabditida, Onchocercidae.
AUGCGGAUUUUCGGGAUGAAGAGGCGGCCGACCUCCGGUAAAAAGAGGUCUUCAACAAUUUUUUCUCAUGAGGAAUCGUUGUUGGUUGAUGCAGUUCUUACUGUGCGAUGGAUCCAAGCUUGUUCUACUGGUGACUUGCAAACCGUUGGUAAGCUGGUAAAAGAAAAGCCUUAUCUGAUCUCAUGUGCACCAACAAUAAAUCAUGGCUUUAGUGGAUUACAUUAUGCUGCUAAGGAUGGCCACAGUUCUGUGCUGCGAUUUUUAGUUAUGAAUGGUGCUGAUGUCAAUCUUCGAACUAGUGGUUAUACGCCCCUCCACCUUGCUGCCAUCGGUAAACAGCACGAAAUCAUUUCCAUUUUACUACGAGAUUGUGGUGCGGAUGCAUCAAUUGAGGAUUAUUCCGGACAUACUUAUCAGCAUUAUUUAAUAGAAGAACAAGGAAGUGCUUAUAAGCGAAUCAAAAAUGAAAAUCUAAUUCGUAGCAAUAAAUAUGAACCACAACAAAAUGAUGCAACAUCAAGCGAAGUGACACAAUUCCCACGUUUAAAAUCCUUCAGGAAAGCAGUUCAUGGGCGAAUGCGUUUCUUUGCUGGUUAUUUUCUAGUAUUUUAA